CGAGAGCAGACAUUUUGGAUUUAAAGCGACAAAAGCAAAAGGAGCCCCCUCAGGCUGCGGUCGGGAUCUGCCACUGGGACAUAAACACGACUGGUCUUUCGAGGGGAGUGACAGCCAAUUGUAUUUCACGCACCCCUAUCCAUAUGCGACUCGGACAUGUCUUCUGGCAAGCGUGUUCAGUGUUUGCUGUAGAAUGGGGUUGUCCUGAGUGAUCCGAUCUCGCCUUUAUCUCCCGUUUCGUCUCUUGUUUUUGGAGCCGUGGUCUUGGUCAACGUCGGCAAGCUUCUCUCCUCUGCGGAUAGAUUGCUGUGUGCGGGUGCUGCUGACACCGAGUCGACGCGAACUUGCCAACCGGCGAGGGAGUGACAUAAAUCGCUGACCACACUUCCUCACUUCUUCAGAUCCUCCCUACCCUUCACCUUUGACCCCGUUGGCGUUGCCUGACCCCCUGGUGACCCCGCUCCGCCAUGUCUACGCUGGUGUUCCCGUCUCGCGCUGGAGGCGGAGAUGAGAAGAUGGAGAAGCUGACUCAAGAGGAAAUCAUGGCCAGCACACGGCUGGUGGCCCAGGGACUGGAGGCACUCAAGAGCGAGCACAACGCCAUCCUGCACAGCCUGCUGGAGACCAUCAAGUGCCUGAAGAAGGACGAGGAGGCCAGCCUGGUGCACGAGAAGAGCAGCCUCCUGAGGAAGAGCGUGGAGAUGAUCGAGCUGGGACUCGGAGAGGCACAGGUGAUGAUGGCGCUGUCGAGCCACCUGAGCGCGGUGGAGUCGGAGAAGCAGAAGCUGCGCGCGCAGGUGCGGCGGCUGUGCCAGGAGAACCAAUGGCUGCGCGACGAGCUGGCCAACACCCAGCAGAAGCUGCAGAAGAGCGAGCAGAGCGUGGCCCAGCUGGAGGAGGAGAAGAAACACCUGGAGUUCAUGAACCAGCUCAAGAAGUACGACCAGGACGUCUCGCCCACGCAGGAGGAGAAGGAAGGAGAGACCCCCAAGGACACUCUGGAUGACCUCUUCCCUGACGACGGUGACGACCAUGGCUCAGGAAUGCCUCAGCAGCAUAACAGCGCGGCGGUGGCGGCAGCCCAGCAGGGUGGCUAUGAGAUCCCGGCCCGCCUGAGGACCCUCCACAACCUGGUGAUCCAGUACGCCUCGCAGGGCCGCUACGAGGUGGCCGUGCCCCUCUGCAAACAGGCCCUGGAGGACCUGGAGAAGACCUCCGGACACGACCACCCGGACGUGGCUACCAUGCUCAACAUCCUGGCACUGGUGUACAGGGACCAGAACAAAUACAAGGAGGCCGCCCACCUGCUCAACGAUGCCUUGUCAAUCAGAGAGAAGACCCUCGGCAAAGACCACCCAGCGGUGGCGGCCACGCUGAACAACCUGGCGGUGCUGUACGGCAAGAGGGGCAAGUACAAGGAGGCGGAGCCACUCUGCAAACGCGCCCUGGAGAUCAGAGAGAAGGUGCUGGGUAGGGACCAUCCUGACGUGGCUAAGCAGCUGAAUAACUUGGCUCUGCUGUGCCAGAACCAGGGCAAGUAUGAGGAGGUGGAAUACUACUACUGCAGGGCCCUGGAGAUCUACGAGACGCGCCUGGGGCCCGACGACCCCAACGUGGCCAAGACCAAGAACAACCUGGCCUCCUGCUACCUGAAGCAGGGCAAGUACAAGGAGGCUGAGAUCCUGUAUAAGGAGAUCCUGACGCGCGCCCACGAGAAGGAGUUCGGCUCCGUGGAUGCCGAAAAUAAGCCAAUAUGGAUGCAUGCAGAGGAGCGUGAGGAAAGCAAAGGCAGGUUUGGUGAUGGUACUCAUUAUGGCGAGUAUGGAGGAUGGUACAAGGCCUGCAAGGUUAGCAGCCCCACUGUAAACACCACCCUGAGGAAUCUGAGUGCCCUCUACCGUCGCCAAGGCAAGAUGGAGGCCGCUGAGACUCUGGAUGAGUGCGCCAUGAGGUCUCGCAAACAGGUCCUGAGGGAUGGUGAGAGUGAUCGCGACCGCAGGCGGAGCAGAGACAGCCUGUCCAGCAUCAAGUACGAGAGCGGCUCAGAGGCCGGGGACGACGCCAGCGUGGAGUGGAACGGGGCAUAAGCCAGUACAGAGCUCUCUCUCUCUCUCUCUCUCUCUCUCUCUCUCUCUCUCUCUCUCUCUCUCUCUCUCUCUCUCGCUCUGUCUCUCUCAUUCUCUUGCUCUCUCUGUUUCUACCCCCAUCCCCACCCCCCUUUUUGUCUCUGCUUGCAACCACCAAUCAAAUCAAACUCCAAUCACGAUGGGCCAAUCAGGAAAGGGAAUGGUGAUGAUGAUGAUGAUGUGUGGUGAUGUCGCAUCCGUGUGUCCUGUCCAUCGUCGACUUCCUCCUCUUCAUCCUCCUCUUCCUCCACCCUUCCGCUGGAGUGUCAGUCCAUCCCUCCAUCCCUCCGGAUAUCUCCACAACCCUGUAAGGAUGAGGAAGUGAUGAGAGAAGAGAGAAGAGAGGAGAUUGGAGGAGGAGUGGAGAGGAGAGGAGAGGAAUGUCUGGGACUGUCGCUGUUUCCACUGCUACUGCUACUGCUAUUGCCUGGCUCUCUCCUGCCUGCCUCAAAUCAAUACUGUAUAGAAGGGUGAUGGGGGUGUGGGGUCUCCCUGCUUGCAUCAAAUCAACACGUUGGAUGGUCUGUGUGUGGAGGGGCUUCUGCCUGUCCAGUUGAAGUGUGGGAUACUGUAUGUGUGGGGGUUUUGGUUUGGUGUUCUGCCUGUUCUACAUCAGUCUACAUGUGGAAUUAUAUAUGUCGGGUUUCUGCCUGGAUUCUGAUUUGGGGUUUCACUCCACGUAAAAACAGACACUUUGGUGCCCGACCUGUACGAAUUUUAAUGAAACUUGGUGUACCUUUUUAGUGAGACGGUAGAACACCAAAAUUGCAUUUGCACAAAUCUGGUACCAAGG
Messenger RNA from Engraulis encrasicolus (European anchovy), 2919 nucleotides. Its product is annotated as kinesin light chain 1-like. Gene Ontology annotation, molecular function: kinesin binding. Gene Ontology annotation, cellular component: cytoplasm; kinesin complex. Bases 468 to 2087 code for a protein of 539 amino acids. Gene Ontology annotation, biological process: microtubule-based movement. The record is from RefSeq and is a predicted model, not a curated record. The transcript has 15 exons. Lineage: Eukaryota; Metazoa; Chordata; Actinopteri; Clupeiformes; Engraulidae.